Molecule: messenger RNA, 2211 nt
Organism: Aethalodelphis obliquidens (Pacific white-sided dolphin)
Lineage: Eukaryota; Metazoa; Chordata; Mammalia; Artiodactyla; Delphinidae
Gene: MRPS25
Product: mitochondrial ribosomal protein S25
Exons: 6
Coding region: 115-645 (176 amino acids)
Cellular component (GO): mitochondrion
Molecular function (GO): structural constituent of ribosome
Source: RefSeq, a predicted model, not a curated record
AAAUCGGCGCUGAGGAGAAGCGGCGAGAGGGCCGCCCGGGCGGCGUCAGCUUAGCUCGUCUCUACGCGUUGCUGGGCUCGCGGCCGGCGGUCCGGCCCCUCCGCCGCAGCCGCCAUGUCCAUGAAGGGCCGCUUCCCGAUACUCCGCACCCUGCAGUACCUGGGCCAGGGGGACAUAGUGUUCAAGGAGUCGGUGAAGGUCAUGACGGUGAACUACAAUACGCACGGGGAGUUGGGCGAGGGCGCCAGGAAAUUCGUGUUUUUCAACAUACCUCAGAUCCAGUAUAAGAACCCCUGGGUACAGAUCAUGAUGUUUAAGAACAUGACGCCAACACCCUUCCUGCGGUUCUAUUUAGAUUCCGGGGAGCAAGUCCUUGUGGACGUGGAGACCAAGAGCAAUAAGGAGAUCAUGGAGCACAUCAAAAAGAUUCUGGGGAAGAAUGAGAAAGUCUGCGUGGCUUCUGGACACCAUACCAAGGAGUGGCUCCACUGGGAGGACGCAGAGGGGAUGGUCCCACCAGCAUUUUCGUUAAAGUUUGACAAGAGAGAAUGGACCUGCUGUCAAAGGCUUGAGAUGAUCUGGAGUGGCGAGAAUUCAGGUACCCCCACUAUUCUCCAAAAUUUGCUCCCAAGGCAUGAACGAUAAAUGACAUAAUCAGAUCCAAACAGGAAUUUCCAAGUUGGAGACACUGUUCCCACUGAUUCCCACUAAUGACUUCCAUAAGUGCCGCCGCCAACUGCGGAAUAGAGUCCCGUCUUGCCAUAAGCCCGUGGCGGCAGCCCGGCACCCACCUUGCUCUCCUCAGCUUUACACGGCCAUGGAUGCCUGGAGGCAGGGGAGUGAGUGCACUGGGGUCUUUUGGGGUAUCAUCUGAUCAAAAGGUUCCAGAAAUACAAGUUUAGCCUCACACUGUAUUUUCUUAAUCUGGGCUACACAGAAAGAAAGUACAGGUACCUGAGGCAGCCUUGCUACUUUUCCCAAAUGGAAAUGUGAGCUGCUGCUUCACAACCAGGGGAACUAUGGGCGCUUUUCUCCGACUAAACUUCCCAAUAACCGCAUUCUGUUCUUGUAAACAAUGGUCACUAUCACUUACAAGGAGAAAGAAGAUGAUAACUUUGGGGAUUAAAGGUUGUUUUUAAGGAGCAUGCAGCCUGCUUCUACAUCCAUCAUGUAAAACGCUCCAGAGUUCGUCUGCUGGCACAACCGGGGGAACCCAAGUGCGUGGUACGCCAGGAUCAUUGAGAGACCUGCUGACAGAGGUGCUGAGCCUGGAGACACUGAGAAACAUGCCACUCAGCUCCACCACACCUGCUGCCUGGGCAGGCAGCAAGACCCGCACCACAGUCCACCUCCCAGUUCGGACCGAAGUGCAGGAACACAGGCCCUUCCCAAGGGUUAUUUGGGAUGGAAACUGCUGAGAAGGGAGCCCUCGCACUCCUCCACCUGAAAAACAUGCAACCCACCGCCACACUGUAGUCGGGAGGUCCCGGCAAGGGUUCAGAAUGCUCACCUUGCACUUUUUGGUCAGAACGCUCCAACUGCUGUAAGUGAUGGAGGUGAUUCGUGGAUGUUUUCAGUUGCUGCAGGAAUUGGCAGUUAACAUCUUACUGGUUUAAUCCAAUUCUGAGAACCAGUCACCAGAAGAGGCCCGAGUUCAGAGGAGCCUGCAGAUGCCCGUCACAGACCAGGACCAGAGGUCAGGGAACCUGACAAGCAUCAGCUCUGGCUGAGGAAGCUUCGAAUUCAGGUCACCACGAUUGUGCCACCACACUCCCCCUGACUGCACGUACAAUAAGCUGCAUCUUCAUUCAUUCCCGGGAAUUUAGCUCUACACCAGCAACAUGUGCGUACAGUUAGGAAUGACGCCUUCCUUCCUUAAGCAUAAAUGAUUGUCUCCUGUAACCCUAUUGCAUUUUCACAGAAAUCAUUAGUAUUUCGGCAAAAGACAUACACAGUUUUCCAUUUGCCCUGCACACAGGCAAGAUGUUGCUAACAUUACACAUUGAUAAGAAGUGCUUAGAAAGUGCUAAUAUCAUUACCCUGGUAAUUAGUAGCUAUUAUUUCCAAGGACGUUUUUAAUAUAUACACACAUACUGUUGUUCUCUUAGGUUCUUUUAGUUUUCUUUAACUAGUCUCUGACAUAAAACUUUGCUUUUUUUUUGCCCUUUGAGAAUUUCUAAAUAAAAACUGAGUUAAAAGAUUGUUCCAAAA